CGACUCGCUCGGAGGUUCAGCACCCCAGCAGUCUCUCCGUCGAGCGAGCCACUCACCUAGUUGAGUCUUUUCCAGAAUGGUGAUGAUCGUUCGCUCCGUUGCGCUCGGCGCCGCGAUUGCAGCAGCUUCGACGCUUCUGAUCCAGUCGGCUCCACUCGAGUCCAACCCGUACACCCCCGUUGAGCUCAACGCGCCGCUGAAUGCAUCACACCCAGCCUACGGUGCCAAGCCCAAUGAUGACUGUGCCAAGCCGAUCAUACCUGUCGACCCCAACGAAGCUCACGCCAAGUCAAUGACAGUGAAGAACGAUGUGGCGUACAGGAAGCUGCGCGUGAUGGAGGAUUCGUCCUAUUCAGAUAUUGAUGAUCUCUCGUCAUACUUCGGCGAACAACUGGAGGUUGGCUUCAAGGUAUUGAAGGGGCAAUUUCCUCACGCCACGGCUCCAAACACGCCAUGGCCCAGCAGCUACUGGCCUACCUUUCAGGACAGUAUCAAUCAUGUCUGGAAAAGCGGAGAAGCUUGCCCGUCGGAGAAGUACGCCAAGGCUUAUGGCCUAGAUGUCGGGGACUUUAAAGACAAGAUCUCCACCAGCAACGGUAUCGAUUCGAUCAAGAACGCUAAAUCGUGCCGUACGAAAGCGGACUGUAAUGGCAGCGGUGAGUGCGCUAUGCGAGAUGGUACUUCAACCGGGCGCUGCAUCCCAUCAUGGUACGGCCUUUGCCACGCAUGGGCACCGGCAGCUCUCCUCGAGCAGGAACCCAAGUGCAACGUUGAGUUGAACGAUGUGAACUUUCGCGUGCUCGACAUCAAGGCGUUGCUGACGGAAGUUUACGACGGCGCUCAGAUCUCAACCGUGUUCACUGGUGCUCGGUUCAAUGGCCCAGACAAUGCUGGAGAUGUGGACCAGUUCGGACGGUUCACGAAGCCCGCCCGCCGCGAUUUGGGAGCUGGGUUCUUCCAUAUCGCCAUCAGUAACAUCAUGGGCAAACACCAGACAUCUCUCAUUAUGGACGUAGCGGCAGACUCUGAGGUCUGGAAUCAGCCUGUGUGGUCGUACAAUGUGCAGACGAUGGAGAUUGUCGAUACUGCAAAAGCAUGCGAGACACACUUUGGCACGUCUUCAUACCCGUUUAACUCCGGUAUGGUGCAUCUAGCGUACGUCAAGACUACAGUCACGUGGGCUGUAGAGACAUACAUCGACGGCGCACUGGUGUCCACAGGCAAAAUGGGUCAAUUUACAGUGUCGAACAACUACGAGUAUCUCUUGGAGCUCGAUUCUGACUACAACAUUAUCGGCGUCACGAGUGUGGGUCUAAGCUACGCAGAUGUGCAAGAGCUACUGGAACUAUCAAUUGCAUGCAACUCAACGAGUACGGACUCCGAAGAGGCAUCGCACAGUGGAGAUGAGUCUACGGAAGCACCAUUAAAGUCAAAGGACACCACCGCAGGGAAAAGUGAUAAAAACAACGGAAAAGGAAAGAAAGAAGCCGAAGCUCCAAGCAAAACACCAGAGAGUACCAUCGAAGAGAAGACGGAUGCCCCGGUUUUUACGACCGCUACCCCGACGGAGGAGACGUACGGCACGGAUGCGCCGACGCCUGCGCCGACCGGAACUGAGGGCGAGUCCGAGGAGACGCCGGUGCCCACUUCACCCGAGCAGCAGCCCUCCACGGAUGCCCCGGUUUCUACGACCGCUACCCCGACUGAGGAGACGUACGGCACGGAUGCGCCGACGCCUGCGCCGACCGGAACUGAGGGCGAGUCCGAGGAGACGCCGGUGCCCACUUCACCCGAGCAGCAGCCAUCCACGGAAGUCCCGGUUUCUACGACCGCUACCCCGACUGAGGAGACCCGCUCUACGGGAUGCCCCGGUUUCUACGAUCGCUACCCCGACUGA
Molecule: messenger RNA, 1897 nt
Organism: Phytophthora infestans T30-4
Lineage: Eukaryota; Oomycota; Peronosporomycetes; Peronosporales; Peronosporaceae
Product: elicitor-like transglutaminase, putative
Exons: 3
Coding region: 77-1897 (606 amino acids)
Molecular function (GO): aminoacyltransferase activity
Source: RefSeq, a predicted model, not a curated record